Messenger RNA from Balaenoptera musculus (blue whale), 9342 nucleotides. It is a transcript of the gene GREB1L, whose product is annotated as GREB1 like retinoic acid receptor coactivator. Gene Ontology annotation, biological process: kidney development; multicellular organism development. NCBI's taxonomy places the organism in Eukaryota, Metazoa, Chordata, Mammalia, Artiodactyla, Balaenopteridae. The record is from RefSeq and is a predicted model, not a curated record.
GCUCCGCCCCGGGGAACUGAGCGCGCGGCCAGCUUGCCUGCCAGAGAGACGCCAGCCACCGGCGGCGCUAGCACCUCGGAGGAGGGCGGCGGAGCGAGCGGAGCGCGGCGCUGCGACCCGGACUGGGGGUGGGGAGACGAGCCCCGCCGAGGCGAGGGCCACCCCCGGUCCUCUGCCCUCGCGCGCUGCCAGGGCCAGGUACAAAAAAGCUUUAAACAAGUAAAAUCUAGGCAACACGCUCCCUGAAGUGUUGACAGCCCAACUUAAUCAUGAACGUGAUUCAAAAAUGUUAAUAAAUAAACCAAGUGUAGACCAUGGGGAAUUCAUAUGCUGGGCAACUGAAAUCUGCUCGAUUUGAAGAAGCUCUCCACAACUCCAUAGAAGCCUCUCUCAGAUGUAGUAGUGUGGUACCACGACCAAUUUUUUCCCAGCUUUACUUGGACCCUGACCAGCAUCCUUUCUCAUCUGCAGAUGUAAAACCCAAGGUGGAGGAUCUGGAUAAAGAUUUGGUACACCGCUACACUCAAAAUGGAAGCCUGGAUUUUUCUAACAAUCUAACAGUAAAUGAAAUGGAAGAUGACGAAGAUGAUGAAGAAAUGUCUGAUUCAAAUAGCCCACCAAUUCCCUAUUCACAAAAACCUGCCCCCGAAGGGUCUUGCACUACAGAUGGUUUUUGUCAAGCAGGAAAGGAUUUGCGUUUGGUAUCUCUGUGUAUGGAACAAAUCGACAUCCCAGCAGGAUUCCUCCUGGUGGGGGCCAAGUCUCCCAAUCUUCCUGAACACAUCCUAGUGUGUGCUGUAGACAAGCGAUUUCUACCAGAUGAUCAUGGAAAAAAUGCACUUUUAGGGUUUUCUGGAAACUGUAUCGGCUGUGGAGAAAGAGGAUUUCGGUAUUUCACGGAAUUUUCCAACCACAUAAACUUGAAGCUCACCACCCAGCCAAAGAAGCAGAAGCACUUAAAGUACUACCUAGUCAGAAGCUCCCAGGGUGUACUGUCGAAGGGACCUCUUAUCUGCUGGAAAGAAUGUAGAAGCCGACAAUCCUCUACCAUUUGCCACUCUAUUAAACCAAACUCUUCAGUGUCAUCAACCGUGGCCCCAGAAAAUGGCACAACUAAUGGAUACAAAUCAGGAUUCAUUCAGACAGAUGCUGCUAAUGGAAACAGUAGCCAUGGAGGAAAGAGCAGUGCGUCUAGCUCCACUCCAGCCCGCCCAGGGAAUUACUCUUUGUCACCAAGACCUAGCUUUGCCUCAGGAGACCAAGCUACCAUGUUCAUUUCUGGGCCACCAAAGAAACGACACCGAGGAUGGUAUCCUGGGUCACCUGUCCCCCAACCUGGUUUAGUUGUACCUAUUCCUGCAGUUCGCCCUCUUUCAAGAACUGAGUCCCUUUUAUCUGCCCCAGUUCCACAGACCCCAUUAACUGGAAUUUUACAACCUCGACCCAUUCCUGCAGGGGAAACUGUAAUUGUUCCUGAAAAUCUGCUGAGUAACUCAGGAGUUAGACCAGUAAUCCUGAUAGGCUAUGGCACUUUACCCUAUUUCUAUGGAAAUGUUGGUGACAUUGUUGUGAGUCCUCUGCUGGUGAAUUGCUACAAGAUUCCACAGUUGGAAAACAAAGAUUUGGAACAGUUAGGUUUGACUGGCAGCCAACUCCUGAGCGUGGAAAACAUGAUUCUUCUGACAAUACAGUAUCUCGUGCGGCUGGGUCCUGAUCAGAUACCUCUCAGGGAAGAAUUUGAGCAAAUUGUGCUGAAAGCUAUGCAGGAAUUUACUCUGAGAGAGAGAGCCCUGCAGAUGGGUGGUCAGUGCACGCCUGUGUCACCAGGACAACUCCCCUGGCUGGCUAGAUUAAUUGCCAGCGUAUCUCAAGACUUGGUUCAUGUGAUUGUGACCCAGAACUCCUUGGCAGAGGGCAUUUCAGAGACAUUGAGGACUCUCAGUGAAAUGAGACACUAUCAAAAACUACCAGAUUAUGUUGUGACAAUUUGUGCAUCGAAAAUCAGAGGAAAUGAGUUUUGUGUGGUAGUAUUAGGUCAGCAUCAGUCCAGAGCUCUGGCAGAGAGCAUGCUCACCACAAGUGAGUUUUUGAAAGAAAUUAGUUAUGAGCUCAUCACAGGAAAGGUCAGUUUCCUGGCAUCGCAUUUCAAAACCACAUCGUUAGGUGAUGACCUAGACAAGCUGCUAGAAAAAAUGCAACAGAGAAGAGGAGAUAGUGUGGUGACCCCUUUCAAUGGAGACCUUAAUGAAUGUGUGUCACCUCAGGAGGCUGCUGCUAUGAUCCCCACGCAGAACCUGGAUUUAGAUAAUGAACCCUUCCAGAUUUAUCAACCGCAGCUUACAGUCGCCAGAAAACUCUUGUCCCAGGUGUGUGCUAUAGCAGACAGCGGCAGCCAGAGCCUGGACCUCGGCCACUUCAGCAAAGUGGACUUCAUCAUCAUUGUCCCGAGAUCAGAGGUUCUGGUCCAGCAAACGCUUCAACGGAUUCGACAAUCAGGUGUCCUUGUAGACUUGGGUCUGGAGGAAAAUGGGACAGCCUAUCAGAGAGCAGAGAAAUAUGUUGUUCGUCUAGACAAUGAGAUUCAAACCAAGUUUGAAGUUUUUAUGAGAAGGGUGAAACAGAACCCGUACACACUCUUUGUGCUAGUGCAUGACAACUCCCAUGUGGAACUAACGAGUGUCAUUUCGGGCUCUUUGUCACAUGGUGAACCUGGCCAUGGAUUGGCUGACAGAGUCAUUAACUGCAGAGAGGUUCUGGAAGCUUUCAACCUCCUGGUGCUCCAGGUCACCUCCUGCCCAUACACUCUGCAGACCCAACAGUCCCGAAUCAGCGCCAACAACGAGGUUCACUGGAUACAGCUGGACAGCACAGAGGACAUGAGCUGCGAGGAGAAGCUGUACUUCGGCAUGAACGAGUACAGUAAAUCUCUUCAGUGGGGAAUCACGAGCCCACUUCUGAGAUGUGAUGAGACUUUUGAAAAGAUGGUGAACACACUCUUGGAGAGGUACCCCAGGCUGCACAGCAUGGUCGUCCGCUGCUACCUCCUCAUCCAGCAGUACUCGGAGGCUCUGAUGGCUCUCACCACCAUGGCGUCCCUCCGAGACCACAGCACGCCGGAAACACUCAGCAUCGUGGAUGACCUCCUCAGCUGCCCAGGAAAAAACAAAAGUGGGAGGGGACACAUGCUCAUUCUCAGGGUGCCCUCCGUGCAGCUGGCGAUGCUGGCCAAGGAGCAGCUGCAGGAGGUGCGCGACAAGCUGGGGCUGCAGUACCGCUUCGAGAUCAUCCUCGGGAACCCCGCCUCUGAACUCAGUGUUGCAGCCCACUUUGUGGCGCGAUUAAAGACUUGGAGAGGAAAUGAAGCAGAAGAGUGGACCCCUCGGACGUACCAAGAUCUAGAAGGUCUGCCUUGUAUUGUGAUAUUAACUGGCAAAGAUCCCCUUGGAGAAACCUUUCCCAGGUCUCUGAAGUACUGUGACCUCCGGUUAAUUGAUUCAAGCUAUUUAACUCGCACGGCCUUGGAGCAGGAGGUGGGUCUGGCGUGCUGCUACGUCUCAAAAGAGGUCAUCCGGGGGCCCACUGCUGCCCUGGACCUUAGUGGCAAGGAGCAGGAGAGAGCCGCCGUCAGCGAGAACGAUGCCGAGGAGCUGCUGAUCGACCUGGAGAGGCCCCAGAGCAACAGCAGUGCCGUCACUGGAACCUCAGGCUCCAUCAUGGAGAACGGGGUGAGCUCGUCCAGCACCGCCGACAAGUCCCAGAAGCAGCCCCUGACCCCCAGCUUCCGGAGCCCGGCCAACAGCGUGGGGCUGGACGAAGGGGUCUCGGCGGGCCUGGCGGGAGCCGGAGAGACCCUGAAGCAGGAGUGUGACUCCCUGGGCCCCCAGAUGGCGAGCAGCACCACCUCCAAGCCGUCGUCGUCCUCGUCGGGGCCCGGGGCGCCGCGGUGGCCGGGACAGCCGGGGCCGGGCUGCCGGGGCGCGCACGCCGCGCUGCCCCCGGUCGUGAUCCUGUCCAAGGCGGCCUACAGCCUCCUGGGCUCGCGGCGGGGCGGCAAGCUGCCGGCGUCCGCGGCCCUGCUGCCGCACCCCGACGUGGCCUGGGCCAGCCCCCUGCGGCCGCUGCUGCCCGGGCACGCGAGCGCCGAGGAGCAGUCCCUCUACUACCGCCGCUGGACCGCGGCGCGGCCGCACCACGCCGACCACGGCAACCAGCCCGACCCCGCCUCGGGCGCGCGGCCCUGCCAUCCCCGCCGCCUGCUGCUGACCGGGCCCCCGCAGGUGGGGAAGACUGGCUCCUACUUGCAGUUCCUGAGGAUCCUCUUCCGCAUGCUCAUCAGGCUCCUGGAGGUGGACGUGUACGACGAGGCAGAGAUCAACACCGAUCACAGCGAAAGCAGUGAAGUGAACCAGUCAGAGGGAGAACCCUGGCCUGACAUCGAGAGCUUCAGUAAAAUGCCCUUUGACGUCAGUGUGCAUGACCCCAAGUACAGUUUGAUGAGCCUGGUAUACACUGAGAAGCUGGCAGGGGUCAAACAAGAAGCAAUAAAGGAAUCCAAAGUUGAGGAGCCCCGGAAACGAGAAGCCGUGUCCAUGAUGCUGACCAAGUACGCGGCCUACAACACCUUCCACCACUGCGAGCAGUGCCACCAGUACAUGGACUUCACCUCUGCCUCCCAGAUGUCCGACUCCACCCUUCACGCCUUCACGUUCUCUUCCUCUAUGCUGGGAGAAGAGGUGCAGCUCUAUUUCAUCAUUCCCAAAUCCAAAGAGAGUCAUUUUGUCUUCAGCAAGCAGGGCAAACACCUGGAGAGCAUGCGGCUGCCCCUGGUUUCAGACAAGAAUUUGAAUGCGGUCAAGAGCCCUAUUUUCACUCCUUCCAGUGGUCGCCACGAGCACGGACUCCUAAACCUCUUUCACGCCAUGGAGGGCAUCAGCCACCUGCACCUGCUGGUGGUUAAAGAGUAUGAGAUGCCGCUGUACCGCAAGUACUGGCCCAACCACAUCAUGCUGGUGCUUCCUGGCAUGUUCAAUAAUGCAGGCGUGGGUGCUGCCAGGUUUCUUAUUAAGGAGCUGUCAUAUCACAACCUGGAGCUGGAGAGGAACCGCCUGGAAGAGCUGGGAGUUAAACGCCAGUGUGUCUGGCCUUUCAUCGUUGUGAUGGAUGACUCGUGUGUCCUAUGGAACAUUCACAGUGUUCAGGAGCAGAGCAGCCAGCCCAUGGAAACAGGAGUUUCCAGUAAGAAUGUGUCCUUGAAGAGUGUCUUGCAGCAUAUUGAAGCAACACCGAAAAUCAUCCACUACGCAAUCCUGGGCGUACAGAAAUGGAGCAGCAAGCUGACUUCUCAGAGCCUGAAGGCCCCGUUCUCUAGAUGCCAUGUGCAUGACUUCAUUCUCCUCAACAUAGACUUGACUCAGAAUGUGCAGUAUGACUUCAACAGGUAUUUCUGUGAAGAUGUUGACUUUAACCUGAGAACGAACAGUAGUGGCCUGCUCAUCUGCCGCUUUAAUAACUUCAGUCUCAUGAAGAAACACGUUCAGGUUGGAGGGCAAAGGGACUUUAUCAUUAAACCAAAGAUCAUGGUGUCAGAGAGCUUAGCACCCAUCUUGCCCCUUCAGUAUGUCUGUGCUCCCGACAGCGAACACACACUACUGGCAGCCCCUGCACAGUUUCUCCUGGAGAAGUUCCUUCAGCACGCCUCAUACAAACUCUUCCCCAAAGCUAUCCGUAACUUCAAGAGUCCCGUGUUGGCCAUCGACUGCUACCUUAACAUUGGACCAGAGGUGGCCAUAUGCUACGUCAGCUCCAGACCCCACUCCAGCAAUGUCAACUGUGAGGGGGUGUGUUUCAGUGGACUCCUCUUGUACCUCUGUGACUCUUUUGUAGGUGCUGAUCUUCUUAAGAAAUUUAAGUUUCUAAAAGGUGCUACUCUGUGUGUCAUCUGCCAAGACCGAAGUUCCUUACGCCAAACGAUUGUCCGCUUAGAGCUAGAGGACGAGUGGCAGUUCCGCCUCCGGGACGAGUUUCAAACUGCUAACAGCGCUGAUGACAAGCCCCUCUACUUUCUUACCGGACGUCACGUAUGAGCUUUGGAAGAGACCAAAACCAGCAAAGGGAUGCCUAGGUGGGGUGGGGCAGUAACGAUUAUUAGGGGUGUUUUUUUUUCCUUUAAAGGACAAUCACUGUGGAGCCAAGUGCAACAUAUUUGUCUCUUCUCCAAAGAACCCCCCAAAUCUGACCUAGAUCCUUGGGGGGCAUCACUCUCCUUCAGUUCCAAUUUCAGGACUUAAAUUCAGGUUAACUCCACCCUAGGUAGUUAUGCAAUUACUUAAGACGUGGUCUGCCCACGGGAGGCUGAGGAGGAUUAUGCUUUGGAGAGGCCACAGGGAGUCUGCAUUGUUUUUUUUACUAUGCUGUGUCGGGGGUGGGGGAAAACUGACUCUCAGCAUUAGCUAGCCUGAAUGUGUUACGUGAGACUCACACCGUUGGUGUGGAAUUAAUUGAAGAUUAACGUUUGAGGCCUGAACCCUCAGUUUCUCUUCAGAUCUGUACUUUGGUACAGUAUUACUCAGGGGUCUGAAAUGAUAGAAUGUAGAAGAUAUUUGUAUUUAAAAAAAAAAGAAGUAGCUUUGUCUUUCUCUGUGCAGUGUUAGUUUAAGAUUUAUAAUCUUGUAUGUAUUGAAACUUUUGGCAAAAUUUCCACAGGAGUUAAAAGUUUACUAUUUAAACUGAACAAACAAAUUAGUAAAUGCAGAGCAGGCAUUGUGUGUAUUCGUGUAGCUUCUCCUGGCUUAGGUUCUUUUGCUUUAUCCAUUCUUCGUUUUCAGUCUCUUAAGCAUGCCUGUGAGAAUAUGAACAGCGAUUAAUCUUGCACAAGGAGAGCCUGAUUCAGUAGUUGAGCCAAUUCAGAAGCUUUCAGCAGUCACCCCACACCCACCCUGUUUGGUUGGAAUUUAGCAGUUGGCACCAGCAAAGCUAAAUGUCAGGCAGGCUUAGCUUCUGUGUGAAGUGGAACUAGUUUCUUUCCUGUCAAAGACUAAAGCAAAGUUUCCUUUAAAAGAUACACUGAGUGAAUAUUAGCUGCCUUAUACUGACGACACCACAGAAAUUGCUGAAAUGGGAAACAGAGCCAUAGAAAGAGAGGCUGUUUUAAUCCUACCAGUGGGGUGUGCGUGUGUUAAAGAAGAUGCCAGUAAGUCUCUUUGACUCAUUAAAAUCAAUAGGGGGUCUCUGUUCAGUAUCAACAGUAGGAGGCAUAAGUAAGUUUCUGCAGAUUUUUUACCACAUAUUUUAAUCAAAAACAGAUUUUUAGAAAAUGUUCUAGAACAAACUAGGUCUAUUGGAAGUUCACUCUUAAAUUACUCCACUUCUCAUCAUUAAACAAUCUGACAUUUUUCUCAUUAGCCCAUAUGUACCACUUUAUUCCCACUUUAAAUGGCCAUUUUUAACUUCAAUCGAUGUCAUAUUUAUGGCCUGAAGCCUGCAUUUACUUCGAACAAAUAGUGUUAACUGACCAGCUUUAUUAGUUUGUGAUAACAAGGAGUUUACAGCUAGUGAAAAGAUGUACUAAUCUGAAAAUGGUUUCAGAUCUCUUGGUUUUAAUAUAGCUACUUAUGAUGCUUUAAAUGUCUCUUGAAAUGAACAAUUCCUUUAAACUCCAUUUUUAACUGACCUUGAAAGAGGACCUGCCUUAUAGAUGCUUUAAAAAUACUCAAUUUUAGUAGAGCAGAAUUCUUGGCAAAGAGGUACGUUCUGAGGCAGGCUGAUUUAGAUAUGAAUGUAUUUCAGUUGUUCCUGUUUUGUUGAAAGGGCCUAACGCAGACGAUAUCAAGAAACCCACUAUUUGUGCAAUAUUCCAAAAAUAUUUACUAUAUAGGGCAAAUAAAAUACUUGAAAUAAUCCUAAAACAGUUGUACCUGGGGCAGAUGGCCUCUCAGGGUUUCUUCAGGCUUUAUAGCUUCAUAGGCUAAGGAAAAAAUUUUAAAGUAGUUACUUGACCUGAGGGGACCCCAUAUUAGUUAGAGCUGCACUCUGAAAAAUCAAAUGAUUCUGAUCUCUUAAAUACUAUUUAACUCUGGGGAAGAGAAAUGCCAGAAUAAAGCCAAAAGCCCAUCACCCCAAUGAUGGAGAAUUCAAAUUGACCUGCUUAUUCUUUUCAAUGCCUAUCUUACUAAGGUUUGGAUCUUUUAAAAUAACCUUAUCAUCAGUAUAAUUCUUUAGAGAAUGUUAGGUCGUUCUCCUGCAAGGAUAAAAUUGCACAAGCACAAGACACCAUGAUUGGUUAAUACGUACCUUGGUGUGUUCCACUUCGAGCCUUGCCAUCCCUUAAGAAUACUGUGGUGUGAAUGUGUUCACUAGGCCUGCAUAAUAACUGACCUAUAGACCUGUUGAACCUUGCCACAUAUGACAGUUCACACAGGUUAAUACUGAAUGUAAACUAAAAUUACAAUGAGAAUUGUUGUAUUCAAUUUUUUUGGCUGUAAUUUAUGCAAAUGCUUUUUGUGAUUUUUAGAAAAGGAGGCACCUGUGUUACUUUAUUACUGUAAAAUUUUCUUAACCAAAAUUUGGUGAAUUUCACUAGUCAGUCUACCUCACAUUUUGUUUAUGAUUCUAAAUUGUCUUAAGUUGUGUCUACAGUAUGUUCUUGUCCUUUAAUUUGGUGAAUGUAUUAAAAUUCUCUCCCACCCCCCCAAAGAGAAAGUUUGUUUUCUUUACAUGUUCUGGAAUGUUCAAAAAUGGAAUGAGCUGACUACGGCAAUGUCCAAGAAAGGCGAGAAGUCCACAUGUCAUAGGUUGGAUGACUCUAAGAUACUCUUCUGGCAUAACAGUCCAAGAAAGUAAAUAUUUGUUCACUGAAAAUUUGUAGCUUAUCCAAAGAAGAUACACACAUAUAAGGUAUCUACAUACCAUGCCCAUUUGCAGAGUGCCACAAUUAUGAAUAACAGAUCUAGAAACGAUUAUUAAAGAGAUGUUAGAAAUAUUCAUGGUACAUCCCCAAUCUUUUAUUUUACAGAUGGCAACUAUACUCACUUCCGUGUCCUGAGAAGCAGACUUUGGGUUGGUAGAACUGUGCAGUAUAACCCUAAGGUGUUACUCUCCAAUUGAUUUCUAAACUCUAAUUUCACCAACUUUUGAGAGUUAACUUGUUAUUCCAGGGGAAAAAAAAUGCCUUUCAGUUCUAUUAUUAUCAAGAGUGCUAAAAUAAUAGACUGAUAUAGAACCAUAAAAGCAUUCUUCAGGGCCAGAGGCCCCUGGCUGUUACCUCAGGAGGGGCAAUAACUAUUUUAAGUAUGAUGACAGAUUCAGGAUCAAGUAGAAACUGCCAGUGUUCCACUCCAUGCUCCA